UCGGCCUCGUUUCCAGCGUCCGUUCGUUUAAAGCCCUCUGCCGUGGCCUCCACCCGCCUCCGUCGUCUCCGCCUUUCCUUUGGGAACCUGCUCCCCUCAUCCCUCUCCCUCCAUCGCUCGCUGUUCUUCCCAUUCCCCCUCCAGCUCAGGUUCUCCAAAGAGGCUUCUCUUGCUCUCCGUCCACAUGCUCGCCAGAUCCGUCGCCGCCUUUGCGCUUGCCGCCGCCUGGGGCUCACUCCAGGCCAAUGCCCAGACCAGCCCCCAGUGUGUUUCUCUCGCAACCGCCGAUCCAUGCAAGGAGUUUGCGGCCGACUCGGUUGUCGUCCCCAACGCCAUGGGCUACACCGACCUCAGCAGCUUCAACAGUCUCACAUCCAACUGGCUUGCAAAUGCCCCGGUUCGCUACCAGUGCCCAACCUUCAACUACCACAUCGUUCCUUAUUUCACCUCGGUUCGCUGUGGCCUCGAGGUCGACCGUGCCACUCAGACGACCUCCACCACCAUCAAGUGCAACGGCAAUGCUGCCCCUGCUCAGAUUUGCGCUUCAUCUGUCAAGGCCAUGAUUGCUGGCAUCAAUCAGGCCUUUGCUGCCUGCCCUGCCUGGCCCGACAGCAGCACCAAUCUGCGUACCCAAGACAUGAAUGAGUAUCAGACCUUGUUGGGCGAUGUCACCGAUAGCCCCGGAUGCAUCUCGGCUAUCUCCUACGAACAAUACUGCGGCUACUUCUACCUUACCGAUGCCCAGGCCUACUGCGCCCAGACCACCACCGAUCCCUGCUGCAAGGCUGCGAACAUGGGCGGCAACAAUGCCACCUCCGCCGCCGCCGCUGCCACAUCAGCGACCCCCAAGAUCUCGGUUGCUGCCGCCACCACCUCAAAGCCCAGCGCUGUGUCCACUUCGGCCGCGACCGACUCGUCCAGCUCCAGCUCCAGCACCAGUCUGUUCUCUAGCCCGGCCGUCAUUGGCGGCAUCGCUGGUGGUGGUGCCCUUCUUCUUGGUGGCAUCGUUGCCGCCGUGAUCGUUAUGCGCCGCAGAAAGGCCAACCAGCAGGAUAGCUAUGACGACUACAACGGCGGCAACAGCUAUGACAACCGCCAGACCUUUGCCUACGGUGACGCCAACAACGCUGCUCCCCAGACCAUGUACGGAGGCAACGACAAGUCCAUGUACGGUGGCCCGCAGACCAUGUACGACGGACCCCAGACCAUGUAUGGCGGCAACGAUCAAUCUAUGUAUGGCGGCCCGCAGACCAUGUAUGGUGGAAACGACAAGUCUAUGUACGGCGGCCCGCAGACCAUGUACGACGGUCCUGAUGCCGGCCAGGUCUCGGAGACCAUGGAGGUUAUCUACAAUUACACCGCCAACCUGUCCGACGAGAUCCAACUGAACAUUGGCGAUACCAUCAUUGUCAAGUGCAAGUUCGAUGACGGCUGGGCCUUUGGAUUCAACGUCAGCACCAGUCAGGAGGGCUCGUUCCCGCUGGCCUGCGUCGAUGUUCCCAACGGCGGCAGCGGUGCCCCGCGAAAGAACGAGGGAAUCCGCCAGCGUGCCUCGUCGCUGUACAUGCCCGCCAACUAGAUUAGACAGCUUCCCACAGUCCCUUCUUGCGCCCUGGCCACCAUCACCGACCCCUCUCGUUCCCUGUUCGAGAUCCCUCCACGACCGCUCACGACCACUCACGACCACGACCACGACCACGACCACGACCACGACCACGACCACGACCAUGACCACGAUCCCGUCACCGGACUGUCUGUGAUCCCAAUCUUUGCCGAGCAAAUGUGCACUUUAUUCCACGUCCA
Messenger RNA from Polychytrium aggregatum, 1803 nucleotides. RefSeq lists its product as uncharacterized. The record is from RefSeq and is a predicted model, not a curated record. Bases 185 to 1579 code for a protein of 464 amino acids. Gene Ontology annotation, molecular function: protein binding. NCBI's taxonomy places the organism in Eukaryota, Fungi, Chytridiomycota, Chytridiomycetes, Polychytriales. The transcript is spliced from 5 exons.